AUGGCGGCCGGCUCACGCUCCGCGGCCGGACCCCGGUCUCGAACGGCCAUGGCCCAGUGGAGGAAGAAGAAAGGGAUCCGCAAGCGCCGGGGCGCGGCCUCCCAGGCCCACAGCAGCGACUCGGAGGACGGCGAGUUUGAGAUCCAGGCGGAAGAUGACGCCAGGGCCCGGAAGCUGGGCCCUGGCAGGCCCCUGCCUGCCUUUCCCACCUCAGAAUGCACCUCAGACGUGGAGCCAGACACUCGGGAGAUGGUGCGAGCACAGAACAAGAAGAAGAAGAAAUCGGGAGGCUUCCAGUCCAUGGGCUUGAGUUACCCGGUGUUCAAAGGCAUCAUGAAGAAAGGUUACAAGGUGCCAACGCCCAUCCAGAGGAAGACCAUCCCGAUGAUUCUGGAUGGCAAGGACGUGGUGGCCAUGGCCCGGACAGGCAGCGGCAAGACUGCCUGCUUCCUUAUCCCCAUGUUCGAGCGGCUCAAGACCCGCAGUGCCCAGACUGGGGCCCGCGCCCUCAUCCUCUCUCCUACCCGGGAGCUGGCCCUGCAGACCAUGAAGUUCACCAAGGAGCUGGGCAAGUUCACUGGCCUCAAGACUGCCUUGAUCCUGGGUGGGGACAAAAUGGAAGACCAGUUUGCGGCCCUGCAUGAAAAUCCUGACAUAAUCAUUGCCACCCCUGGACGGCUGAUGCAUGUGGCUGUGGAGAUGAACCUGAAGCUGCAGAGUGUAGAGUACGUGGUCUUUGAUGAGGCCGACAGACUCUUUGAAAUGGGGUUCGCUGAGCAGCUGCAGGAAAUCAUCAGCCGCCUCCCCGGGGGCCACCAGACUGUGCUGUUCUCCGCCACCCUACCCAAACUGCUGGUGGAAUUUGCUCGGGCCGGCCUCACGGAGCCCUCGCUUAUCCGGCUAGACGUGGAUGCCAAACUUAACGAGCAGCUCAAGACCACCUUCCUCCAUGUGCGCGAGGACACCAAGCCUGCCGUGCUGCUCCACCUGCUGAGAAACGUGGUGCGGCCACAGGACCAGACAGUGGUGUUUGUGGCCACGAAGCACCACGCCGAGUACCUCACAGAGCUGCUGACGACCCAGCGAGUGAGUUGUGCUCACAUCUACAGCGCCCUGGACCAGACGGCCCGCAAGAUCAACCUGGCCAAGUUCACACAUGGCAAGUGCUCCGCCCUCAUCGUGACAGACCUGGCCGCCCGAGGCCUGGACAUCCCACUGCUGGACAAUGUCAUCAACUACAGCUUCCCUGCCAAGGGCAAGCUCUUCCUGCAUCGCGUGGGUCGGGUGGCCCGGGCUGGCCGAAGUGGCACAGCCUACUCCUUGGUGGCCCCGGACGAGAUCCCCUACCUGCUGGACCUGCACUUGUUCCUGGGCCGUGCCCUCACUCUCGCCCGUCCCCAUGAGGAGCCCUCAGAUGUGGCUGGUGCGGACGGCGUGCUGGGCCGGGUGCCACAGAGCGUGGUGGACGACGAGGACUGUGGCCUUCGGAGCACGCUGGAGGCAUCGCUGGAGCUGCAGGGACUGGGCCGCGUGGCCAACAACGCUCAGCAACAGUAUGUGCGCUCAAGGCCGGCACCCUCCCCCGAGUCCAUCAAGAGGGCCAAGGCGCUGGACCUCGCGGGGCUGGGCCUGCACCCACUCUUCAGCUCGCGCUUCGGGGAGCAAGAGCUGCAACGGCUUCGGCUGGUGGACAGCAUCAAGAAGUACCGCUCGCGGGCGACCAUCUUUGAGAUCAACGCCUCCAGCCAUGACCCGAGCAGCCAGGUGAUGCGUGCCAAGAGGCAGAAGGACCGCAAGGCCAUCGCUCGCUUCCAGCAGGGGCGGCAGGAGCAUCAGAAAAGUCCGAGUGGGCCAGCCUCAAACAGGCAGACCCCAGUGGACGAGCAGCCUUCAGGGGAGGAUGAGGAGACGGGAGAGCAUGUGGAGGACGUCUUCACAGAGGUGGUGGGCCAGAAGCGGCGGCGGCUGGGCGCUGACAGGGGAGCCAAGAGGCAGCGGGCAGAGGUCCAGCAGCAGGACCGGGACUUCUAUGUACCCUACCGGCCCAAGGACUUUGACAGCGAGCGUGGCUUGAGUGUCGGGGAUGGUGGGGUCUUUGAGCAGCAGGUGGCUGGUGCUGUUCUGGACCUCAUGGGGGAUGAAGCCCAGAACCUGACCCGGGGUCAGCAGCAGCUCAAGUGGGACCGUAAGAAGAAGCGCUUUGUGGGUCGGUCUGGACAGGAGGACAAGAAGAAGAUCAAGACAGAGAGUGGCUCCUAUAUCAGCAGCUCCUAUAAGCGGGAUCUCUACCAGAAGUGGAAACAGAAACAGAAGAUUGAUGAUCGGGACUCGGAGGAGGAGGGGCCAUCUGAGCGGCGAGGCCCCCCUCGAAGAGGAGGAAAGUGGCACCAGGGUCAGGGUGCAUCCCAGCCCCGCGCCUCAGGUCCCCCCCCAGGCCGCGUGAGCUCUGAGCUGAAGACCAAGCAGGAGAUCCUGAAGCAGCGGCGCCGGGCCCAGAAGAUGCGCUUCCUGCAGCGUGGGGGCCUCAAGCAGCUCUCAGCCCGCAACCGCCACCGGGCCCAGGAGCUGCGGCGCGGCGCCUUCGGCCGGGGGCCCCACUCCAAGAAGGGCAAGUUGAGGAAGAAGAUGUAAGGACUGGGACCAGCCC
Molecule: messenger RNA, 2647 nt
Organism: Chrysochloris asiatica (Cape golden mole)
Lineage: Eukaryota; Metazoa; Chordata; Mammalia; Afrosoricida; Chrysochloridae
Gene: DDX54
Product: DEAD (Asp-Glu-Ala-Asp) box polypeptide 54
Exons: 20
Coding region: 1-2631 (876 amino acids)
Cellular component (GO): nucleus
Molecular function (GO): ATP binding; RNA binding; RNA helicase activity
Source: RefSeq, a predicted model, not a curated record